This is a messenger RNA of Rhinocladiella mackenziei CBS 650.93, 1005 nucleotides long. RefSeq names its product casein kinase II subunit alpha. Bases 1 to 1005 code for a protein of 334 amino acids. The record is from RefSeq and is a predicted model, not a curated record. Lineage: Eukaryota; Fungi; Ascomycota; Eurotiomycetes; Chaetothyriales; Herpotrichiellaceae. Gene Ontology annotation, biological process: regulation of transcription by RNA polymerase I; protein phosphorylation; regulation of transcription by RNA polymerase III. Gene Ontology annotation, molecular function: protein serine/threonine kinase activity; ATP binding. The transcript is spliced from 4 exons. Gene Ontology annotation, cellular component: protein kinase CK2 complex; nucleus; cytosol.
AUGGCGCGAGUCUACGCCGAUGUCAAUGCCAAUAUGCCGCGGUCGUAUUGGGACUAUGACUCGGUGGCUAUCUCGUGGGGAGUCCUAGAGAACUACGAGAUUGUGAAAAAGAUCGGACGAGGGAAAUACUCUGAGGUCUUUGAAGGCAUCAACGUUGCCAACUACCAGAAAUGCGUCAUCAAAGUCCUCAAACCCGUCAAGAAGAAGAAAAUAAAGCGUGAAAUCAAGAUCCUCCAGAACCUUUCGGGUGGCCCAAACAUUAUAGCCUUGCUGGAUGUCGUGCGGGAUAGUCAGAGCAAGACUCCGAGCCUAAUAUUCGAAAACGUCGACAAUACCGAUUUCAGAACCUUGUAUCCGCGGUUUGUCGACUACGAUGUGCGAUACUACAUCUACGAAUUGCUCAAGGCACUCGACUUCUGUCACAGCAAAGGAAUCAUGCAUCGCGAUGUCAAACCUCACAAUGUGAUGAUUGAUCAUGCAAAGAGAAAGCUGCGUCUCAUUGAUUGGGGUCUGGCCGAAUUCUAUCACCAAGGAACCGAGUAUAAUGUUCGAGUGGCAUCACGAUAUUUCAAAGGUCCUGAGUUGCUGGUCGAUUAUCAGGAAUACGACUACUCUCUGGACAUGUGGUCACUGGGUGCCAUGUUCGCUUCUAUGAUCUUCCGCAAGGAGCCUUUUUUCCAUGGAAACAGCAAUUCGGAUCAACUGGUAAAGAUUGCCAAGGUUCUCGGUACGGACGAGCUCUUCGAAUACCUCGAUCGAUACGAUAUCGAACUCGAUGCGCAGUACGACGAUAUUCUCAGCCGAUUCCCCAAGAAGCCGUGGCAAAGCUUUGUCAAUGCUGAAAACCAGCGCUUUGUCAGCCCCGAGGCAAUUGAUUUCCUCGACAAGCUUCUCAGAUAUGAUCACCAGGAACGUCUCACCGCCCAGGAGGCAAUGGCACAUCCCUAUUUUGCACCGGUGAGAACAGCGGCGCAACAGCCAAAUUCACAAAACCAUGUUUCGUGA